Messenger RNA from Exophiala dermatitidis NIH/UT8656, 1047 nucleotides. RefSeq names its product adenosine deaminase. The record is from RefSeq and is a predicted model, not a curated record. The coding region runs from base 1 to 1047 and encodes 348 amino acids. NCBI's taxonomy places the organism in Eukaryota, Fungi, Ascomycota, Eurotiomycetes, Chaetothyriales, Herpotrichiellaceae. Gene Ontology annotation, biological process: hypoxanthine salvage; adenine catabolic process. The transcript has 2 exons. Gene Ontology annotation, molecular function: adenine deaminase activity. Gene Ontology annotation, cellular component: cytosol.
AUGGCUUCCGAAGAUUUGAAAGCCUGGAUCGCCGGCAUGCCCAAGGCCGAGUUGCACGUCCAUCUAGAAGGCUGUUUGACGCCCUCGCUGGCCCGCACCCUAGCAGAGCGGAAUGGUCUACCGUUACCGCCAGCCUUGUCAUCUCUCGACCAGACGUCAGGCUAUUCUUUCCAUGACCUGAGCAGCUUCCUCGCAGUUUACUACCCCAAUAUGGCAGUCCUACAAACGGAGCAUGACUUCCGCGAUCUGGCCCUCUCUUAUCUUACCCAUGCUCAUUCCCAGAAUGUCAAGCAUGUGGAGCUCUUCUUUGAUCCUCAGGCACACACUUCAAGGGGCGUCACAUUUCCGACUAUUCUUCGGGGAUACCGAAUGGGGUUGUUGAUUGCUCAAAGAACUCUGGGGAUUUCUGCCAGCCUGAUCAUGUGCUUCUUGCGGGACCAAUCUCCAGAAUAUGCAAUGGCUACGCUGAUGGAGGCCUUGCCCUUCAGGGACUCGAUCAUUGGCGUGGGUCUGGACUCCGACGAACGCGAUAACCCGCCUUCGAAGUUUGCUGCCGUGUUCCAGCGUGCAAGCAGAGAAGGCUUCCUCCUGACUGCGCAUUGCGACAUAGACCAGCCCAACAGCAUUGACAACAUUCGUCAAGUCAUCCACGAGAUCCAGGUUGAUCGAAUUGACCAUGGAACCAAUGUCAUUGAGGACGAGUCGCUAAUCGAGGUGCUGCGCCACAAAGGUAUCGGGCUGACAUGUUGUCCAGUCUCAAACUCGGUCGUAACCCAGGACUUCAAAGGUAAAGAAAUUGUCCACCUCCUCCGCCGUGGGGUGAAGGUCACUAUCAAUUCGGACGACCCUGCAUAUUUUAGGGCUUAUGUCAAUGAAAACAUUGAAAAGAUGGCGGUGGAGGCCGAUGUGACCAGAAAGGAUCUCAUUCAGUUCCAGCGGAAUGCCUUCUGUAUUUCGUGGAUCUCGACGUGGCGAAGGAACCAUUUCCUGUCCCUUCUGGAUGAAUAUGAGAAGAAGACUCUAUCCACUGUGGCUAACGGAACAUAA